AUGGGUCUCCUAGCGCUUGGGACGGCCCUUGAGUGGACAGAAGCUAGGAAGCGAGCGGACCAAGUUCGCAAAUGGGGGAUUGAGCAACUCCUGGCGAAUUGGAAAAGGGCGAAAGGGAAGGAACGCGACGCCCUCCUAUGGGGUGACGAGGUCGAAUACCUCGUUGUAGCCGUUGACGAUGAAACGAAAAAGGCUCGUCUAUCGCUAGCCCAGGCAGAGAUUCUUAAAUCACUGGCUCAGGAUGAAGCUCUAUGGAAGGAGGGUUCAUCUCAGCUUGCUGAGAAUAAGGAACACGAGGGCGAGGAUCUACCUCACUUCCACCCGGAGUUUGGACGCUUUAUGCUCGAGGCUACACCAGGCGCACCUUGGGGAAUUGAUUUUAAGGAUCUGCUUAAAGUUGAGUCGAAUAUGAGAUGGAGGCGAGAGAUCGCAAAGGCGCACAUGGCACCUAAUGAGUACCCUAUCACUCUUACCACAUUCCCUAGGCUAGGGUCAAAGGAUGAAUACAUUCAACCAUAUUACCCCCCAUCAGGGCCUGCAUUGCGAUCACAAUUCGUUCCAGACGAAAUCGCAAAUCCCCACAUCAGAUUCCCUACAUUGGCAGCCAACAUCAGGUCAAGAAGGGGCCGUAAAGUGGAAUUGAAUGUGCCAGUGUUCAAAGACAAGAACACUCCCGAGCCGUUCAAGGACCCAACAGUGAACUAUAAUCUUCAUAAUUGGCCAGAAGACGACGAUGUCAGGAAUGGAGCAGCCAAGGACGGUCAUGUUUACAUGGACGCGAUGGCUUUUGGAAUGGGCAGUUGCUGUCUUCAAAUCACGUUCCAGGCCAAGAAUAUGACGGAGGGAAGGAAGUUAUACGAUCAAUUGAGUCCGCUGGGGCCAAUUCUUCUUGCACUUACUGCCGGAACUCCGAUUUAUAAAGGUUUCCUCGUCGACACAGAUGUCCGCUGGAAUCAGAUCGGCAAUGCUGUCGACGACCGGACCCGGGAAGAACUUGGUGAAGUUCCUUUGAAAAAUGACAGGUGGAGGAUCCCGAAGUCAAGAUACGCGUCGAACUCAACAUAUAUUUCUCAAGACCCCAGGUUGCGCAAGGAGUAUCUUGAUCCAGAUCUAAUUGUCGACGAAGAUAUCAAGGAACGUCUGAUGCAAGAGGGCAUGGAUGAACUGUUAGCAACCCAUUUUGCACAUCUAUUCAUCCGCGAUCCCAUUGUCAUCUUUUCGGAAGACCUUGAGGAAUUGGAUUUAAGCAAAGCCGAUCAUUUUGAAAAUCUCCAGUCAACAAAUUGGCAACACAUGCGCUUCAAGCCACCACCACCCGAAAAGGCCGAUAUUGGCUGGAGAGUCGAAUUUCGAUCGAUGGAAAUCCAGAUGACUGAUUUUGAAAAUGCCGCUUUCAGCAUCUUCAUCGUCCUUGUCACACGUGCCAUAUUGAGCUUCGACUUGAACCUCUACAUUCCCAUUCAGCGAACUACCGAAAACAUGGAGACAGCACAUGCCCGUAAUGCCGUUCUUGACCGAAAGUUCUACUUCCGAAAGAAUCUCUUCUCCCGAAGAGCUCACAGACCAUCUCCGCACUCGUCGAGUGGCAGUAAUUCCUCGUCAGUCACGUCUUUGGAAUAUAAUACGCCGCCCCCCUCUCCUCCUCUUGGCCCUGUUGAAUCCGAGUAUGAGCUCAUGACUAUUUCUGAUAUCAUUAACGGCUCUGAGGAUGGGAAAUUCCCAGGAUUGAUUCCACUGGUUGAGUCUUAUUUGAAUAGCGUCAACGUGGAUGUUGAGACUCGAUGUUCAUUGGCAAGAUAUCUUGAUUUAAUCCGGAAACGAGCAAAUGGUACUCUUUGGACUGGAGCCAGGUGGAUUCGUGCAUUCGUCGCUUCUCAUCCUGCGUACAAGUAUGACAGCGUUGUGUCUGAAGAGAUCUGCUAUGAUCUUGUGAAGGCUGUCGAUGAGAUGGCGGUAAAUGAAGGGCGAAAUGGAAGCAUUGGGUGGGAAUUACUUAGAGGAAAAAGGGAUUAA
Messenger RNA from Aspergillus ochraceoroseus IBT 24754, 2013 nucleotides. Its product is annotated as glutamate--cysteine ligase. Gene Ontology annotation, cellular component: glutamate-cysteine ligase complex. Gene Ontology annotation, biological process: glutathione biosynthetic process. Lineage: Eukaryota; Fungi; Ascomycota; Eurotiomycetes; Eurotiales; Aspergillaceae. The record is from RefSeq and is a predicted model, not a curated record. Bases 1 to 2013 code for a protein of 670 amino acids. Gene Ontology annotation, molecular function: glutamate-cysteine ligase activity. The transcript is spliced from 7 exons.